AAUAAGUAGCGCUGCAUUACAUAAUCUCGCAUCGAUGGUGUAAUCCUUCGCUUCAGCCUCUUGUUACAGCUUUACUGCAGUACUUUAUACAUGAUUAAUGGGUCCAUACAGGAUCUACAUCAGUGUGGGUUAUGCCACGUUCGGCAUGUUGGUGGGAUUUUCGGCGUUUAUCGUGUGGAAUGUGGUUUAUAAACAGCCAUGGACGGCGGCGAUGGGCGGAUUAUCAGGAGUUCUGGCACUCUGGGCACUGGUCACCCACAUUAUGUACAUUCAGGACUACUGGCGCACAUGGCUGAAGGGACUCAAGUUCUUCAUGUUUGUUAGUUCCGUCUUCUCCCUCCUGGCUGUUGCUGCUUUUGCCACAUUCAUAGCUUUGGCUAUUAUAGAAAAGCAAUCAAUAACUGACCCCAAGAGCUUCUAUCUGUCAGCUGUGUGGAGCUUCAUGACUCUUAAAUGGGCCUUUUUGCUGGGCAUGUACUCCUACCGUUACCAUCAGGAGUUUGCUGACAUCAGCAUCCUCAGUGACUUUUGAUUGGCUCCUUCAUCUCUAAUAGAUUUGUAGUUGCCACUCGGUGGCUUCACCUGCCAAUGUGGAGAUGGAUGGAUGGAUCUCCUUUUUAAUACCGUCUUACAGCCUCCUUGCUUUCACAGAAAAGACUCAAAUCUCAGCCCCUCCUUCCCUCAGAUCCCUGGAGUAAGAAGUCAGUGAACGUCUGUGAUCUGCCUCUUUCCUGUCAUUUUGAGUUAAUAGAGGGUUUUAUAUUGAUAUUGGAUAAAGGUAUGUCAAGUGUUUUCGAUAGCAGUUGAUACACUAGGAUUUGGUCACAGGUAGAUGUUACUUUACUCAGGGCAGUGUCGCGCUCAAAUGUCAUAUGUGAAAUGAAGGCUUUCCUUCACUGUCAGAAAAAAAAGCACAAAAAUUGUACAUUUAGGGGUGCAACAGUUUGUCACUGGGCCAGUAGACCUUCUCUACCCCUUUAUAAGGGUGCAUAUUAGUACCUGAGAGUGAUUAUAUGGAUUUCUAGGGUACCUCUAUAAACCCUUUUGGGUGAAUAUGGUCCAGAAGUCUCAUUUUUAAGGGACUGCUGUAGUGACAAGGUACAAUUUUUGCACAUUUUAUUUUCUCUGAGUGUUGAAUGAGUGUAUAAUGAAGGAUUUUCACAGCUGUAUCAAGGGUUUUCAGCCAGCAUUGGUGGAAUUGUCUUCGAUUUAAUAUUACUAUUGUUUUCAGACAUAGAUAGUGUUCUUUAUUUUUUGCCAUAUGUUAUUUCUUUUUAAAUGUUGUUUAUACUGAGUUAUAUUUAUGAUCGACUGUGUCCGGAACUGCAUACUACCAUACUAGAAUUUCUGCAGUAUGUACACUAGCAUUUAAAAGUUAAGGUAUUUUUUUUUUAUGUUUAUGAAAGAAGUAUCUUAUGCUAA
Molecule: messenger RNA, 1422 nt
Organism: Sinocyclocheilus grahami
Lineage: Eukaryota; Metazoa; Chordata; Actinopteri; Cypriniformes; Cyprinidae
Product: heme transporter hrg1-B-like
Exons: 3
Coding region: 98-532 (144 amino acids)
Biological process (GO): heme transport
Cellular component (GO): lysosomal membrane; plasma membrane
Molecular function (GO): heme binding; heme transmembrane transporter activity
Source: RefSeq, a predicted model, not a curated record